GGCAAAUGUCAGGUUGCAUUUGAACCAUCUCGAUGUCAUUUUGAAUUCGGAAAUUUUUAUCCUAAAAGUGUUUUUUUUUAAGAAAUACUGCAGUUUUUUCAAUUGUGAAUGAUCUAACGUCGAGAAAGCAGAAUGCGACUAGCACAACUACUGCUAACAUGGACUUUUACUCUGUCGGUAAUCCUGAUCUUGGUAGAUGGUCAAGCUGGCAGCAGAGUCACUUUUCAGGAUGAUACUUCGGAAGGAAGUUCUGCAGCAAGUGAGGAGGCGCCGAGUUUUGAAAACCAAGGUUCAGAAGGUCGACAAUCGGUAAAUAGAACAAGACAGGGGAAGGAUCUUUUCGAUUGGAUAGGUCUUGGUACUGGACGUCAUGUCGAUCCUUACUUGGCAAGGGCAAAUGAAGCUUGUCUAAAUGGUGACUUUGCAGAAUGCUUCAAAUCCCGCGCACUCAACACCUUUUCUGAAUUUUUUGAUCAGCCGGAAUACAGUCUCAGCGAAAAUGUUAAAGUUAUCAGAAUGCCUAGGGACAUUGUUCAGAAUGUAAAUAAACAACCUUACGAAUAUGCGAGUUCUGCUAGAUCAGACGAUUCAGAAUGGGACCAAUUAAUAAAAUUUGCAGCAAGAAAAGCAGAAAAAUUUGUGAAGACUGUAGCAUUCAAAGUGGAUAUUCCAUCUUGGGUUGUUGGUGAGAAUGAAGUUUAUGCUCCUAGAUUCAUAGACGAGAUUGCGGAUGAAAUUGACACCAUUGAAAAUAAGAAAGACACUCUGUUUUCUCGAAAUCGUCUGAAGAGACUCCUGAUCCCCAUGCUGAUCGUUUUGAAGCUUUUCAAGUUGAAGCUUCUGCUCUUUCUUCCUUUGAUCCUGGGUCUGGCGUCUUUCAAGAAAUUCCUGGGAUUCAUGGCGAUUGUAAUACCAGGAUUGAUAGGAUUCUUCAAGCUCUGCAGACCAUUGACAAACACUUACCAGCCUCCAGCCUACACGCACAGUGGCGUUGGAUUUCCGCAUUAUAAGGAAAGUACAAAUCAGGGUUUCAUAGACCAUGGAAGCUAUGCACCAGCUUAUCAUGAUAAUCAUCAUGCUGAUAGCGUAUCAUUCGGACAGGAUCUUGCUUAUCAAGGAUACAGAGAUUAUCAGCAGUGAAGUAAUAAUUAGAAACAGAACUCCAUUUCAAGUCUGGUAAAGAAAACGUUUGUUUUAUUUUUAUUUUUUUUUUAUUUUUUGUAUAGCAUUGUAAAAAUAUUUAAAAGCAGCUUGUUCUGGUCAGCGCUAGACCCUGACAAUCUUGACAAGAUAGGUUUUUGAGCGCUAUCUUACAAACGAAAAAUAAUUUUUCCAUCAAUUUUGUAAUUUGAUCGUUUGCUCAUAAAGUAGGAAAUAUUUUCCAUGUGUGACUAGUAUAAGCUGAACUAAAGGCUUUUAAUAAUAUAUAUAAUAAUAUGAUAAGUGUCUGAGGUUCUAUCUAUCAGCAGUCAUAAGCUAAGCAAUUUGAAUUAAGAAAUCCAAACGAAAUCAAAUUGAAGAAGGAAAUAAUUACUAAAUGGAAAAUUCUGAACAUUAAAUAAUUUUGCAUUGUAAGUACUCAACAUUUUUAAAGAACAUUGCUACGUGUUGUAAAAUGAACAAUUGCAAUAUUUGAAAGUUUAUGAAAUAGAAAUAAAAGAAUUCAUCGUUCAAUGUAAAGUCCCAAAAUUUACAGAAUUUAUCCAUAUUAUAACAUUUAUAAAAUUUAUCAGAGCAAAUAAGAAUUUCUUCUGACGUUUUAAAAAGAUUUUAGAUGAUUCCUAAGUGAAUGAUAUCUUCCGGAAAAAGACCAGUGUAUAUUAUUGAAUCUAUUUCAAAAACUUUAAUUUUAAUUUUUAAUCCCAUUGAUGGAAUGUUUUGAGGUUGGAAUUCUGCGUUUAGAUGGGCGAAAUGAGAAUUCAUUCUGACGCUUUGGAAUAAUUUUAGGCGAUUUUUAAGUAGCUGGACAAUUGAAAAAAAUACAAAUUUUAACUUUCGACUCAAAUUCAACAACUUUUUAUUUUUUUAAUCUCUAUGACUGGAUACUUUAAAGACGCAAUAAUUUGUAUUUUGAAAAAGAUGCUCUUUAAAAUAGAUAAUAAAAAUGUUCCCAAAAUAGAAUAAAAGUUGUGUGGGAGCCCAUCGUUGUUUCGUUGCUGUUCCUGCUUGCUCAGUUUAUUUUACCUUGAUAAGGGUGGCUAUAUGAGUACCGAAAAUUUGUUGAAUAAUAUUAAAAAAAAAUUUUUUAUUGUGAUAUGAUGAUAAUAAAAAUAAAAAAGAUGAAAGAAAUAAAAAGGAGAAGGAAGGAGGUUGGUUGCCUUCUCGUUUUUCUUGCCUCUUUUUUUUAUUUUUUCCCACAUUUUUUAAAUUUUUUAGGAAUUUUUUUAAAUUAUUUUUGUUAAGAGGAUAUUUUAUCAAAUUACAAUAGAAAUAAUUCAUGCUGAUUGUCGAAAUUUGCUCUGCGGAUUCAUGGUUUUUAUUUUCAGGAAUUCUAUACAUUAACAUGAUUAUUGGACGUUAACCCUUAAAGUAUACACUGGGGUACAGCUUUACCAACGUAGUAAUUCUUCAAAUUUUCAGUAUCCAAAAGUAAAGGAAACGUUUUUUUUAAUUUAAUAAAAAACUAUUUUUGUGUAUAAAAGCACAUCAGUAGAAGACUUACUUAAAUUUUUAGACCUUAAUGCACACAAUUUAAAAAGUUCUGAAUUUUGAAAUGAAAAUACCCAUUUUUUCGCACUUUUUUUAUAUUUUAAUUGUUUUAACAUACUUAAUAUCAAUAUUCAGCCUUAUUAUCUAUUCUAUUUCAUUAAAGAUACUUUCAGGAAGCUACAAACCAAAAAUCAAGUCAAAAUAUUAAAUAGUUUCAUUUUUAUAAAUGUUUUUUUCACUGGGUCACAAGUGUAGAAAGUGUGUACUUUACGACUCUCAGAAUAAGUGUCUAUUUUACAGAUUAAAUAGGAUUUUAAAUUCGACUUUAAUCUCAUUUAAAUUUAUAAAAUUUCGACUGAAUAUGUUUAGCAAAAAUACCAAUUUACGAUUUUCGGCUUUAAUCUUAUUGAAUAUUUUUAUAUAGUUAAAACCUCGAAUUGUAAAUAUCUUAGGCCGAUGAAUUAAUUAAAAUGCGUGGUCGCUUCAGAUAGAUAAAACAUUAAUAAACAUUAUAAGAAAGCGUAUAGGCCUUUACUGUUUUUAUAAGAUACAUUUUCUAGUAAUUUAAGCCACAGCGAAUAUAAUUAUAUGUAAAUUAUAGCGAAAUUUUAGAUUUAAUGUGAAAAUAAUUUUUCAAGUUAAAUUGUCUUCGUGACGUUGUACAUACUUACAUAUUUGUUUAAAACGCAAUUAUACAGACGUACCGUCCAAUAAAAGUAUUAGUACGACUUGAGUAUCAGGUCACUUUCCUAACCACUUUAUUUUAGAUGCCGUCCUCAAUCGCUAUACUCUAAUGGCAAUACGUCCCUCUACAUUUCCUUGUAAACUUACUGUACGUCAUUCUGGAACACGAUCAAGCUGAACGCUCGUAAGAUCUUCUGCCUUGUUCUUGGAACCGGAAGAUCUCAAAGAAAUGGGGUCAUGGUCGACGAAUGAACAAAUUUUCAGGAUAAAGUUUCCACUAGAUGCUGUAGAAGAGGAAGGGUCCUUUUUCCGUGUUCUGUUUGUUCUUGGAAGUGAUAGUUCCGUUCUGGCGAGAUUUAGCUUCCAUGUACCAAGUUGAGAAUAUCUGGACUGGUAAUGAGGAAUGCAAAAAACACCUUCGUUUCCUCAGUUCAUAUGAGGUGGGAACGUAUGAACCGGUCAGAUGUAUGUGAUCUCACUCGGGAUCCUGGGAAUCGGUCGGAACGGACCUGUUGACCAAGUGGCCUCCUUCACAUUGAAGACCGGAAGAGCUUGCCGGACGACACGAUGCACUAAGUUCGAAUUAAAUCGGUUCCAUCCCCGGAUAUCUCAUCUUAUUGAUGAACGAGUUAUGGACGCUGCCUCUUUCAUGUACCUUGUUAAUUGGUUCUUGACCUCUCACAAGACAGAAACAAACGAAGUGAAAAUACUGUUGUUGAUUA
Messenger RNA from Belonocnema kinseyi, 4055 nucleotides. RefSeq lists its product as uncharacterized. The transcript has 5 exons. The record is from RefSeq and is a predicted model, not a curated record. Lineage: Eukaryota; Metazoa; Arthropoda; Insecta; Hymenoptera; Cynipidae. The coding region runs from base 133 to 1140 and encodes 335 amino acids.